UGGGCAGCUUCUAUAUAUCUUUACUUUUACUCAGCUCCCAGCCCAAGUGCCGUGAUGUUUGCAGCCCUGGAAAGCAAAAACGGCAGAUUGUAACCCGAGCCUUUGCAGGGAUUAGAGCCUCGGCCCAUGCAGCCCAGCCUCCUCGCCUUGCUGCUCCCCCACAGUUUUCCCCAUCCCCGCCACUAGGGUAUGCUGCCGUCAGACCUCGGCAGAUGCGACGCGGGAUAUCUAUCAGAUCAACCAGCGAGCGGGCGCCGGCGCGACCUUUAACACCAUCUCUCGUCUUCAUAUUCUCUGCCCUAUCGCGCCUCGCAUCGAUAUCCUUCCUCGCGCCCGUCGACGACACCCUCAAUUGAUUCACUUCCUCCCCUGCACAACAACGUUCCCUCACCAUGUCCGGUCCCGGCGUCGGCUUCGAGUUCCCUCGCACUGAGGUGUCGUGGCUGAAGCGCGACGUGCUCCUGUUUGCCAACUCGAUCGGCUGCAAGGCCGACGAGCUUCACUUUCUCUAUGAGCUUCACCCCGACUUCGCAGUCUUUCCGACGUACCCAGUCGUCUUGCCCUUCAAGACCAACACGCAAGAGGUGAUCGACUUCUACAAGGCCGAAAAGUCGGUCGCCAUCCCGGGCGUGCCGGCCUUUGACCCGACGCGCGUGGUGGACGGCCAGCGCCGCAUCGAGUUCCUCCGCCCGCUCCCGGCCACCUCGGCGGGCCGCAAGUUCGAGGCGCGCACCACCGUCCUCGGCGUCUACGACAAGGGCCGGCCCGGCACCGUCGUCGAGACGCGCACGGACCUGGUCGACGCCGCCACGGGGGACGUCUACACGCGCGCCACCGGCUCCGGCUUCUACGUCGGCCAGGGCAACUGGGGCGGGCCCAAGGGCCCCGCCACCGUCAACUACCCUCCCCCGAAAGACAAGAAGCCGGACGCCGUGCUGAGGGACGCCACCUCCCUCGAGACGCCGCUGCUGUACCGCCUCAACGGCGACUACAACCCGCUGCACGCCACGCCCGAGCCCGGGGCCAAGAUGGGCUUCGGCGGCGUCAUCGUCCACGGCCUGUGGCAGUGGAACUCGACCUGCCACCUGCUGCUGCGGAACCUGGGCGGCAGCGACCCGCGCAACAUCAAAGAGUACCAGGCCCGCUUCGCCAGCCCCGUCAAGCCGGGCGUCGAGCUCGAGACGUCGGUGUGGAGGUCGGGGAAGCCCGACGCCGACGGGUUCGAGGAGGUCAUCUUCGAGACGAGGGUCGUCGGCGGCAAGGUUGUGCUCAGCAACGGCCGCGCCGUCAUCAAGGUCGUCGGCCCGCCCAAGGCUGCCGCUGCUGCUACCCCGAAGCUGUGAUGGGCGUCCACAGUACAUAUGAGAGCUAGUAUAUAUAUGCCACGAUACAAAUAUGCCCAUGGCUGUUUCGUGUUGUUGCCACUGUUCCCUUUCACCAUCAACCGGCAUAAAUGUGU
Messenger RNA from Gaeumannomyces tritici R3-111a-1, 1459 nucleotides. RefSeq lists its product as hypothetical. The record is from RefSeq and is a predicted model, not a curated record. The transcript is spliced from 3 exons. Bases 393 to 1343 code for a protein of 316 amino acids. Gene Ontology annotation, cellular component: peroxisome. Lineage: Eukaryota; Fungi; Ascomycota; Sordariomycetes; Magnaporthales; Magnaporthaceae.